Messenger RNA from Cylas formicarius (sweet potato weevil), 812 nucleotides. RefSeq names its product charged multivesicular body protein 2b-B (gene CHMP2B). Gene Ontology annotation, cellular component: multivesicular body; ESCRT III complex. Lineage: Eukaryota; Metazoa; Arthropoda; Insecta; Coleoptera; Brentidae. The coding region runs from base 97 to 729 and encodes 210 amino acids. Gene Ontology annotation, biological process: endosome transport via multivesicular body sorting pathway; protein transport; late endosome to vacuole transport. The transcript is spliced from 3 exons. The record is from RefSeq and is a predicted model, not a curated record.
CAGAAAUAAACAAAAAUAUGAUUAUGACUCAUUUUUUGAGGUUAAUAAAGCAAACCCGUUAAUUGCAAUCGAAAUUUUUGGAGCAACUUGAUCGAUAUGUUUAAUUUUUGGUCCAAACCAGAUCCCAAAGAAGAGCAAAAGGAAAACGACAGACAACUAAGAAAAGCCAACAGAGACAUUGAGAGGGAUCGGCUCAAGCUCGAAAGGGAUGAAAAAAAAUUGGAGUUAGAAAUCAGGAAACUUGCCAAAGAAGGCAACAACGAAGGAUGUCGGUUGUUGGCCAAGCAACUGGUACAGCUCAGAAAACAGAAAAACCGUUCCUAUGCAGCUAGUAGCAAAAUCACUGGAAUUCAAUUCCAGAACAAGGCUAUGGGGGCGAAUCAAAAAUUAGCUGAAUCAAUGGGUGUUGCGGGCAAAUCUAUGGCAAAUAUGAACAAAUUGAUGAGGCCUGAACAGAUUGCAGCAACUGUUAAUGCAUUCUCCAGGGAAAAUAUGAAAAUGGAGAUGACUGAUGAAAUGAUUAAUGAUACAUUGGAUGAGAUGCUGACGGAAUCAGGAGAUGAAGAGGAGAGUGACAACAUUGUAACACAAGUUUUGGAUGAAAUUGGUAUAGAAAUAAGUGGAAAAAUGUCUGGUGCUCCUUUACCUGAAUCAGGAAAAAUAGGUGAAAAAUCCAAAGCUCUUACAGAUGAUGAGAUUGAAGCACAAUUAGCCAAACUUAAGGGGUGAUUUUUUAUACACAUCAUUUUUAAUGUUAUAUAUCAAUUAAUUUUUGUUUCUUUAUUGUUAUAUUUAAAUUAAUAAAAUAUUGC